AUGGCGAGUGGUACGGCCACUACCCUUGGCACAAUCGCUGGCGUAAUCGGGUGCAUCACCGUCGCAUUGAGCCUUUUUUGUACCUGCAGGAAGACGUCAACAACCUCCCACGCUCGUGUUGUGGCUAAUCAAAUCGAUCUCACCAAGUUGGACCUACCACCAAACGCAACAGCAGCAGAUGUUGAAUCUACGUUUAGGGUUGGUUGGGACGCGCAUCUUCAAAAACAAGCAGGAGAACGAUUGGAGCUUGAGAACAACACUUCAUAUGGCGAGCCUCAUAAGUAUGAGCUUCGAAGAAUGCGAAGUAUGCCGUCCUCUUCGACUGCAGAAGACCCUGAUCUCGAGACCGGUCUUGGGAACGGAGUGCAAGUAGAGGUUGAUCAAGAGCCAAUCGACGACUUUCGAAACUCUUCAGGCUUCGGGCGCUAUUACAAGAAGGUCAUAAGCAAAGAUCAACUUUAUUCUAUGGCAAUGAAAGCACGCGCAGAAGCUAUUGAAGCUAAUCGCAAACCCGAGUUCCAACAUCCCAAACCCGAAGUCGGACUGCUGUACAUAGUUCACAUUGGUUGGACGAAGAAGUCAAAGGCACAAGUUGACGAAAUUUAG
Colletotrichum siamense is the source of this 606-nucleotide messenger RNA. RefSeq lists its product as uncharacterized. NCBI's taxonomy places the organism in Eukaryota, Fungi, Ascomycota, Sordariomycetes, Glomerellales, Glomerellaceae. The transcript is spliced from 3 exons. The record is from RefSeq and is a predicted model, not a curated record. Bases 1 to 606 code for a protein of 201 amino acids.